AUGAAGGCAAAGUCUGUCCUGUACUUGGAAGCUUUCGCGGCUUGUGCUCUGCUCGCAGGAGCUGGCGGUGAUACUGGGCCACUAGGACAAGGGGGAGUUUACGAAAAGGAUGGAACGUUCCUAACGGGAGUGACUGGAGCCAUGUGGCCAAGGCCAAGAGCUGAUGAUUUCACCAGAGCAGGACUGGCAGGACUGAACUGGACGCGGCUGUCAUGGUCGAAUGUGGACUGCUGUCAAAAGAUCAACAAAGUGAAGCAGUGGGAGGACGUCAGGACGGGAGUUCCGGACUGUUUCUGCAGAGACAUCCUGAUGCAGUCAGAGUACAAGACCUCCUCCUUCUGCAUGCUGCAGCAGGCGUGUGAGAACGCGCUACGAGACUUCAACAAAGUGUUCGGAGAAGGCUACAUGGCGAAUGGGCGGGCAAUACAUACCAAGCCUUCUGCAUCUUUAUCGCCUGACGUUUCCCAGGCUGACGAGUGGGACACGGAGUCUCCCUUGCGCUCAUGCAUGCACUCGUCCGGGGGUCGCUGGAACGUCGAACCAUGCGGGAAGAAGAGCAGCGGCACAUCCUGGACGGACCCCUUCGGUCGUCAGACAACUCCUAUCCAAGAUUACAUGCCAUCCAAAACCUACGGCCAGGUGGUCGUCAAGGGGGACGUCAACGACGUUCACAGGUGGCACUGGGUGCCUGGUGAUCUUCCGAUUGUCAAGAGAGAGUGGCAAGGAAAGAUGGCGGGGGACUUUAAAGUUGAGCCCGGUAUCCUUGCGGGUUCAAAGGUGUAUCCAGGAGGAAGGAAAACGGAGCUAUCUCCGACUGUUGCAAGUAGUCGAAAGGUGCAAGCAGACUGCAUGUUUGCUGUCAAGGUGCUGGAGGAGUGUGUGCCGAGAGAUGUUGCAAUGAGUUGA
Molecule: messenger RNA, 906 nt
Organism: Guillardia theta CCMP2712
Lineage: Eukaryota; Cryptophyceae; Pyrenomonadales; Geminigeraceae
Exons: 11
Coding region: 1-906 (301 amino acids)
Source: RefSeq, a predicted model, not a curated record